UUCGAUAGGAAUCGUCACUCAUCUUCAUCUCAGCUACUUUCUGCUUCCCGACCCACGCGAAUCGACUUUCCAGCAACUGUCCUAACGACCAAUCCAUCGACCUUGUCUUCCAACCAGAUGCAGAGCGCCAAGGACUCAGCUGCCAAGACCACGGAGCACACGAAGCAAUUCGGAGCUGAGAAGACCGGUCAGGCACAAGAUCACGCCCAGGGAAUGGGCCAGGCUGCCAAGGACAAGGCCAACCAGGCGGGACAAGCCACGUCCGAUGCUACUCAGGCUGCCAAGGACAAGGCCGUCGAGGCCAAGGACAACACUGGCAACGCUCUGCAGCAGGCUGGUGACAAGGUGAAGGAAACUUUGACGAACGCCAAGGACGCUGUCACAGGAAACAACCAAUAAGUAAUCAUCGAGCUGUAUUGCCUCCUGUCCUGAUGACAGUCAGAUGUGUGUUUGGUUCGCAAGAAUUGGGGCACCAAAUUAGAAUAGAGCCCAUUCGAGAACACAAUGCCAUGUACAGCAUGAAUCUGUCAUGAUUCUUAGGGGAGGACAUGACGACGACCGCUAGUCCUUCGGGAGUAUUGUAGGGGAGCAAUUUUAGGAACAGCGUAUAGUACAUAAAUGUCAUCGAACUCCUCUUGUUUUUGUAUAAUAAAGUGUGGACAGUUUUUAAACUAUGUCUACUAGCUUA
Molecule: messenger RNA, 688 nt
Organism: Marchantia polymorpha subsp. ruderalis
Lineage: Eukaryota; Viridiplantae; Streptophyta; Marchantiopsida; Marchantiales; Marchantiaceae
Source: the annotation of a GenBank genome assembly